AUGCGGUUCCUGUGUCUACACGGCGCCAGUACGAACAGCGAGGCACGUUCCCCUUCAUGCGUCAAACAUUACUCGGUACUCAAUACUGACCCAUCGCAGAUCUUCGAGAUCCAAACCGGCGGCCUGCGCCAGGCCCUCGCAGCCAAGGGCCAUGUCUUCACUUUUAUGAACGGCAGCCUCGACGCAAAGGUCGAAGCUGAACUAGAAGGCAUCGUCGAUGGCCCGUUCUACAACCACUACCCACGCUACCCCUCCCUCCCAAGCUCCAACCUCAACGAUGCAUUCGAACACACCUACCACACAAUCGCUGAGAAAGGACCCUUCGACGCUGUAAUGGGCUUCUCGCAAGGCGCAGCCCUCGCCGCUGCACUCAUUAUCCACCACUCGAAAGAAAACCCGACCUCUGCACCCCUCUUCCGCGUCGCGGUCUUUCUUUGCGGCGGAGUGCCGUGGGAGAGCUCGGGGAUAGAGCAAAUUGCGCCGAAGCAGGAUGAGUUCCCGAUUAAGAUCCCCACGGCGCACGUUGUGGGUAAGUUGGAUCCUCUUUACCCGGAGAGCAUGAAGUUGUAUGGGCUUUGUGAGCCUGCCAAUGCGGCGUUUUAUGAUCAUGGGUCGAAGCAUAUGGUUCCGUUUGAUCAGAAGAAUACGGAGGCUAUAGUUAAGGCGAUUGAGGAGACUAUUGCCAAGGCGAUGAGGGGGUGA
Messenger RNA from Penicillium argentinense, 702 nucleotides. RefSeq lists its product as uncharacterized. Gene Ontology annotation, cellular component: nucleus; cytoplasm. The record is from RefSeq and is a predicted model, not a curated record. Lineage: Eukaryota; Fungi; Ascomycota; Eurotiomycetes; Eurotiales; Aspergillaceae. The coding region runs from base 1 to 702 and encodes 233 amino acids. The transcript has 2 exons.